Messenger RNA from Notodromas monacha, 2271 nucleotides. NCBI's taxonomy places the organism in Eukaryota, Metazoa, Arthropoda, Ostracoda, Podocopida, Cyprididae. The record is from the annotation of a GenBank genome assembly.
AUGCCAGCCGGAGUAGGAGUUUCACACCAAGGAUCACCGCCGAGUCAGUUAGGAAACACGAGCUUUGGAGGAAGCCAGAGUCAAUUGAACGCCAGCUCCGGGAAUUUAGAGAACUCGCAAAUGCAAGCGAUGCAAUUGCACCAGCAAAUGUUCCAACGUGCCUUCUUGCAAUCGGCACUUUCUCAGAAUCUCCAGAUUCAACAACAACUGAUGGCACAAAAUCAAGCCCUUGCCCAGUUAUUGUCGGUGUCAUUCCAAGAGACCGAGUCCGUAAACGAGACUUGGACUUCCGAGAAGGGGCGCCGAGAGAGUCGGUUGUCGCCCGGGCAAAGCAGGUCCGGCAGCGUGUCGGCCCAAGGACAACCCUUGCGAUCGCAUUCGUCAAACUCCAAGUUUCCGUCUCCUCCGACCAAGGAAGAGCUCGGGGAUAAGCCUAAGUAUGCAUUCGAACAGGACUCUCCAAGCCCGAGUGCGAGUGAGCCCACGAGGCGAAAGAGUUCUGCGGAGGAUGCUUCGCUCGGGAAGCCGUCGCCGUCCAGGCCCAACCAAGCUCCACCACCACCACCCCCGCCGCCACCUCCUCCUCCACCUCCGCCACCGAUGCCCUCUGGCCCAGACGGCCACCCCGGAGAAGGCGGCGAGCAAAGUUUCCAAGAUAUGUUUGGCCGCGCGAAGACUGUGCGAAUCGGCAAAUGGCGUUGGCCCCCACCGCGAACGGAAAUCGAUGAUGGCGGAGAUUCUUUUCUGCAAUUCAAGCUCCGUCAGCAGCAGACGAGACGUUUUGGCGUAAACGGUAGUCCUCCCAGUGGUGAAGGCGAUAAUUCUGCUGAAGGCAUCGAAUGGGACGAGUAUGAGUUUGACGAAGAAUAUAUGGAAGAGUAUGGUCAACCGGGCGAAGCUUCUGGUCCGAACCAUCGAGGCGAAAACGGCGGACAAGAAUCUUCUGCUGAGAUGGUCAAGUCGUCCUUCCAUCAGGCAGUUGUUAGAACUCCUUCCGGUAACGUUGGAAAACUGCAAAUCAGCAACGAGAUGAAACAAAGGCUCGAGGAAAUCACGGGUAGUCACACCGUCACGAACAAUAACACGAGGGCUUCCGUUCGCACGGAGGUGGAAACCAAGGACCGCGUGGUGCGCAAGAUCGAGGACAAGAGGAAGAUGCUUUUGCAGCAGCAGCUCGGCGGAAUGCAUCGUGGACUUCCCUCAAAUGUUAUGAACCGACUUGAUGGUCAGAAUAUCCCACCACCUCCAGUUGGACCAUUGCAUGUUGAUAUAUCGCCUCCGAUGCGAGGCCCACCGUAUUCUGCAAAUGUCCCAUCGACUGUUCUGCCCGCUGGUCAGUCGCCGAGACGCACGUCUGGUGGUUUAAUCCAACCAGUCUCAAGCAGCAGCAGGAAGAAUUCAUCCUCGAGCCUGGCCCACAAUUCGAGUGAUAAAGUGGAAUUUGAAGAAUCGAACUCGGAGUUCUUGAAGUCAAUUGAUCCAAAGCAUGCCAAUGCAUUGGAUGACGACUUCACUGCUCGUACCUUGGAGCGAAUCAAAACGAAGUUGUAUCCUCCUUCUCAAGCACCUUAUUUGACGUACACUCGUGUACCAUGGAAAAUUCACAUUCGUAAAGAGGUGUUUUCGCCGCGUGAGCACUCGUUGCAAAAUCCCCUGGCGUUGCACUUGAUUUUCUGUCAAGUCGUCAGGGAUGCGUUGCUGUCGUCACCUGGCACAGUGCGCUUGUCUCCUUCGGAACGUCGACGACUGCGACUCAUGCUCGACAAUUACGGCAUAACCAUGGCGAAUAUUCACGCGCCGCAGUUCAAAGCCACGCUCAAGCGCAACGUUGUGCACACCGCUAAGGAGUUCCCGUGUUAUUUCGCCCGACUUUUUCCAGUGACUAGUGGCCGGCAGUUCAAUGAUGUGCAAAUGUUGGCCGUAUCGCACUCCGGUGUUCGGCUCGUGCGACGUGACGUGACUCAGCAGCAGGAGUACUUGCAUGUGAUCGAGAACUUCGGCUGGGACGACCUGGAGGAUGCGGUUGCAGUGCGGUCGAGUUUGCUUCAACUCGUGCUUCGCUCGGGCCACCGAAUCCCACUCUACACACAUCGAGCUUCGCAAAUCUCUGCGAUGGUUCGCGCCUACGCCCGUGAAGCUGACAAGCUUAGAUUUCUGGGGAUGUGUUACGGCGCUUUGUUCGGACAAUGGGCCAUGCGAGUGAAGGGUCCUCCAGGCUUUCGAGACCACGACAGGCUCGAUUUUGUGUCAGGAGAUCUGGGCAGAUGUUGA